This is a messenger RNA of Spodoptera frugiperda (fall armyworm), 393 nucleotides long. RefSeq names its product integrator complex subunit 1 homolog. The transcript has 4 exons. NCBI's taxonomy places the organism in Eukaryota, Metazoa, Arthropoda, Insecta, Lepidoptera, Noctuidae. The record is from RefSeq and is a predicted model, not a curated record. Bases 22 to 393 code for a protein of 123 amino acids.
UCGACAAUCGCAGUCUCAGUCAUGGCGUUUUUAUUGCCAACGACGUUUUAUCUGUUCACAAUUCUAUUUUAUUCAAUAUCACACAGUCUUUCAAUUGAAAGUAGUGCAGGGUAUCCCGCUGGUUGGAAUCAGGAGCAAUCGUAUUUUGGACCACAAGGAUAUCGAGCGCCUAUUCCAACAAUCGGUAAUCUUUGUAACAAUUUGGACCUAUUUCAACAUCGGAAGUUAAUAUGCAUACUCUGCAGAGGAUUCGAUCGUUCAUGUCUAUUUCCAUCAAUAAUGACUUCUACGACGAGCACGACGACUUCUACGACUCCUUCGACUACCACUUCGACUUCUACAACAUCCACUACGACUUCUACACCUCCUACAACUCCAGCUGCAGAGAAAUAA